UCCUCUGAGAGUGAGAGAGAUAAACAUACAACUCAAUCAUUUAUCUUCUCCUCUUUCCCUCCUCUUCCUCUUUGGUUUCCAUUUGUCUUCAUCUUCUUCUUGCAUCUUCUUGUUUCAUUUUCUCUCGUUUUCUCUCUGGUGACAAACCUCAUCAUCAGAUGUCAAACUGUUCGAACAAAGUGAUGGCCAACGGCCAUUCGAAUGGAAAUUCCAAGAAUGGAACAAUCAAUGGAAAAGUAAAUGGAAAAAUCAACGGUAAAGUGAAUGGAGAAACUAAUGGACAUGUUAAGGUGAAUGGAGAAGAAAAAGUUAAAUUGAUUGAAGAAUAUGAAGAGACUCCGUUUGUUAUUGUAAUUCUUUGUUACCUUUCGUACGUAAUUUUAAAUUUCUUUGGACAUUUGCGAGACUUUUUACGAAACACCGGAAUAGAAAAGAACAAAUGUGCCAUCGAACGAAAUCGACCGGGUUACGUUCCUCUCUACAGUAAUUACGAGAGUUUUUAUACACGAAACAUUUAUCGACGUAUUUGCCAUGGUUGGAAUCAGCCGAUCUGCAGUGCACCAGGAACGAUAAUUGAGGUUUUGGAUCGAGAAACUGAUGAUUACAAUUGGAACUUUAGAUUCACUGGAACGACGACCAAAUGUAUCAACAUGGGUUCUUACAAUUACUUGGGAUUCGCUGAGAAUAAAGGAGAAAGAGUUGAACAAGUGAAAGAAAAUUUAAUCAAAUAUGGAGCCAGUGUUGGAACUUCAAGACAAGAAUAUGGAACUAUGGACAUUCAUGUCGAAUUGGAGAAACUUUUAGCUGAAUUUCUGCAAGUUGAAGAUUCCGUUAUUUUCGGAAUGGGAUUUGCAACCAAUUCGACUAAUAUUCCAGCUCUCGCUGGAAAGGGUUGUUUACUUUUGAGCGAUGAACUUAAUCAUGCAUCUCUCAUCUUGGGCUGCAAAAUUUCUGGUGCAACAAUUAAGGUUUUCAAGCAUAACAAUAUUUCUGACCUGGAAGUUAAGCUUCGUCAAGCGAUCGUCGAAGGUCAACCGAAAACUCAUCGUCCAUGGAAAAAGAUUAUAAUCAUAGUCGAAGGUGUUUAUAGUAUGGAAGGAUCGAUCGUCAAUUUACCUGAGAUCAUACGAUUAAAGAAAAAGUACAAAACUUAUUUGUACCUGGACGAAGCUCAUAGUAUCGGUGCUCUUGGUAAACAUGGACGAGGAGUUUGCGAUUAUUAUGGUGUGGACACUAAAGACGUGGACCUACUGAUGGGCACUUUCACCAAAAGCUUCGGAUCUGCUGGUGGUUAUAUUGCUGGAAAUAAACAAUUGAUUAGUCACAUUCGCAUAACAUCACACAGUUUCUGCUAUGCAAGUAGCAUGGCGGCUCCGGUGGCUCAACAAAUUCUGUGCGCCCUGAAAACAAUCAUGGGAAAAGUAGGAGAUGGAGAAGGUGAACGUCGUAUUGCAAGAUUGGCCAGAAAUUCUAGAUAUUUUCGAGAGAAAUUGAAACAACUCGGUUUCAUCGUUUAUGGAAAUGCCGAUUCUCCUGUAGUGCCGAUGUUAAUUUAUUUUCCAGGGAAAAUUGUAGGGUUUGUCAUCGAAGCCAAGAAAUUAGGAAUCGCCACCGUCGGCGUGGGCUAUCCAGCGACGCCUUUGAUUGAAUCGAGGGUCAGGUUCUGCCUUUCGGCUUCUCAUACCAAAGAAAUGCUCGAUGAAGCGCUGAGAGUGACCAGUAUAGUUGGGGACAAAUUAGCUCUCAAAUACUCUCGAAGAAAACGAGAAACAAUUAAUGUAGAGUAUUGAAUGUUUAGGAAAUUAGUUGAUCAAUUUAUUACAAAAUUUAAAGAGAAAAGAGUAAACUAAUCAGUUAAUUAACUGAUUGAUUGUUCUAAGAUAUCAAAAACUUUAACCAUGUACAUUAAUUUACUUUCAUCAAGCCCUGUGAGACAAUUAUGUAAUAUUUAAUUCAACCUAAUUGUUGACAAUUUUGCCAAAUUCAACAAAACAUAAUCAUGAAAAUCCGCCCAAAUUAAAUUUUCCUUGUUUACUCAAUAGAA
Messenger RNA from Panonychus citri (citrus red mite), 2044 nucleotides. It is a transcript of the gene lace, whose product is annotated as serine palmitoyltransferase 2-like. Bases 159 to 1790 code for a protein of 543 amino acids. Gene Ontology annotation, cellular component: serine palmitoyltransferase complex. Gene Ontology annotation, molecular function: serine C-palmitoyltransferase activity; pyridoxal phosphate binding. NCBI's taxonomy places the organism in Eukaryota, Metazoa, Arthropoda, Arachnida, Trombidiformes, Tetranychidae. The record is from RefSeq and is a predicted model, not a curated record. Gene Ontology annotation, biological process: sphingosine biosynthetic process; ceramide biosynthetic process. The transcript is spliced from 7 exons.